Molecule: messenger RNA, 463 nt
Organism: Ambispora leptoticha
Lineage: Eukaryota; Fungi; Glomeromycota; Glomeromycetes; Archaeosporales; Ambisporaceae
Source: the annotation of a GenBank genome assembly
AUGUCUGUCGUAGGGUUGGAUUUGGGUAACUUGCAAUCGGUUAUUGCUGUUGCCCGAAAUCGCGGCAUUGAUGUUAUAUGUAAUGAAGUAUCUAAUCGUGCGACACCUUCCCUGGUUUCCUUUGGUCCCAAGCAAAGAUAUCUAGGAGAGGCUGCGAAAACUCAGGAAAUUUCCAACUUCAAAAAUACCGUUGGAUCAUUGAAAAGACUGGUAGGGCGUAUGUUCCAGGAUAGAGAAAUCCAGGAAAUAGAGAAAGAGUACAUCAAUGCCGAGCUAGUGGAUGAGAAAGGACAAAUCGGUGUUAAGGUACAAUACCUUGGUGAAACACGUGUUUUUACUAGCACCCAGUUGCUUGCCAUGUAUUUCACCAAACUUAAGGAGAUCACAUCAGUUGAGUUAAAGAUCCCAGUCUCGGAUGUGGUAAUCUCUGUGCCUGGAUGGUUCACCGAUUUUCAACGUCGCA